GAAUGUUUUCUGGUUCCUUUUAAGUAGUCAUCUUCGUUGCAAUAUGUCGAAUGAAGUCGUUGUUAUACUUGAUGCUGGAUCACAGUAUGGAAAGAUCAUUGACCGCAGAGUCCGAGAGCUUAACGUGCUCACAGAUCUUCUUCCUUUGCAAACGAGCGCCUCUGCUAUAAAGGAGAUAGGAUGCAAAUGCAUCAUCAUCUCUGGAGGUCCUUCCUCUGUUCACCAGGGAGAAGCGCCAGAGUUUGACUCUGAGAUUUUCAACCUUGGUCUGCCGGUGCUGGGUAUUUGCUAUGGCAUGCAACUGAUUAACCAAGUCUUUGGUGGUACUGUGGCAACCACUGAGUUCAGAGAGGAUGGUCAGUUCGAAACUGAACUUGAUAAAAGUUGUGCGUUGUUUAAAGGUCUUGAUGUGUCAUGUCAAACUGUUCUGCUUACUCAUGGUGACUCGGUACAAACAGUUGCGAAAGAUUUCUCAGUGGUUGGUAAAUCAGAUGCUUUAGUUACUGCCAUAGCUAAUAAAGCAAAAAAUAUCUACGGUGUUCAAUUUCACCCCGAAGUGGACCUCACUGUUUGUGGAAAACAAGUCAUGAAGAAUUUUCUUUAUGAUAUUUCAGGUUUAAAAGGUAGCUACACUGUGACUAGUAGAGAAGAGGCAUGCAUACAGCAAAUUAAAACAACUAUUGGGAAAUCCAAGGUUUUGGUUCUUGUGAGUGGAGGUGUGGAUUCUACAGUGCUUGCCACGCUAUGCUACAAAGCAUUAGAUGCAACGCAGGUGGUUGCGAUCCAUGUGGAUAACGGUUUCAUGCGAAAAAAUGAGUCUCAAGAAGUUCUGAAAGCUUUGAAGUUGGUUAAUGUUGAUGUUAAGCUCGUGAAUGCUUCCAAUACAUUCUACAACAGCACAACCACUCUCUAUGUGAAACAUGCAAAGCAUAAGGAGAGAAAGGUCAACAGUCGAGUUCUGUGUCAAACUCUUUAUCCUGAAGAAAAACGUAAAAUUAUCGGAGAUACGUUCAUGAAUAUUGUUGACAGUGAAGCUCAUGCGCUCGGACUUACCAUUGAUGACUGUUUCCUUGCACAAGGAACUCUGCGACCUGACCUGAUAGAAUCCGCGUCGAAACUUGUCAGUUCAAAUGCAGAUGCGAUCAAAACGCAUCACAACGAUACAGAACUUGUUCGGGCUCUCAGAGCAAGAGGAAGAGUCCUCGAACCUCUUCGUGAUUUCCACAAAGAUGAAGUCCGGAUGCUGGGGAGACGACUGGGACUUCCGGAGGAUCUGCUAAUGAGGCAACCAUUCCCGGGACCUGGUUUAGCAAUUCGUGUGUUGUGCGCAGAAGAACCUUUCUUGUGUCCUGAAUUCUCACACACACAGACUGUUCUUAGACUUUUAGCUGCUUAUAGCAAUUCUAUUAAUAAACCACAUGCUCUGCUUCAGAAAAUCCAUGCAAUCAUAUCAAGUGAACAAGAACGUGAGAAAUUACAAAAAUACACUGACCGCUUCCCAAUGAAAGCUGUAUUACUGCCAAUUAAAAGUGUUGGAGUGCAGGGUGAUGGUCGAACUUACAGUUACGUUGUUGGCUUGUCGUCUCCCGAUCCUAAACCAGAUUGGGAAGCUUUGUUCUUCAUGGCAAAAACGAUUCCCCGCAUUUGUCACAAUGUUAAUCGAAUUACCUACAUAUUUGGCAACGUGGUUAGUGAACAGAUACAGGAUAUUACACCAACUGUAUUGUCAUUCAAUGUCCUGUCAACAUUACGUCAAUGUGAUCAUGUUGCUCAUUCUGUAUUGGUGAAACGCAACUUGGUCAAAUCGAUAAGCCAGAUGCCGGUUGUUUUGCUUCCACUUCAUUUUGAUCGCAACAUGCUCUUCCGUGGACCUUCAUGCCAGAGAUCAGUCGUCAUUCGUCCGUUUAUCACCAAUGACUUCAUGACCGGCCUCGCUGCUUAUCCAGGAACACACAUCCCAGAAGAUGCUGUGCUGGAGAUAGCAACCUCCAUCAAGAAGGUUCCAGGUAUCUCAAGAGUCCUGUAUGAUCUUACCUCCAAACCACCCGGCACGACCGAAUGGGAGUGACAACUGAAAGCGGACAAUAGGACCACAUAAAGAAACAUGUUAAAAAUUAAUUAAGGAAACUGAUUUUACCCAUCUUCUUUCUAUGCUGCUUGGUUACCUUUUAAUGCCCUGAUUCCUAUAGUAAAGCAAUGUCAUUUGUAUUUGUUCUCCUUUUAAUUUCCUGAUUACUAUAGUAAAGCUUACAGCAAUGUCA
Molecule: messenger RNA, 2261 nt
Organism: Ciona intestinalis (vase tunicate)
Lineage: Eukaryota; Metazoa; Chordata; Ascidiacea; Phlebobranchia; Cionidae
Source: RefSeq, a predicted model, not a curated record